UUUUUUUUCUUUUUCAUGUCAAGGACCCCACAUCCGACACAAAUUACACCACGGACCUUGUUUUGAAAGUAUUUCGUCCAAGUUUCCCCAAUGGAACCUCAUCUUAAAGACCCCUGGGAUCCCCGGACUCCGCUUUGAGAAUCACAGAUCUAGCCAAGUAUCCUUGGCUUCCUGUAUUAACAACAGUCAUGUCGUGUUGAGGUGCUGCAUUACAGUUGGAGUGAGUAGGCCUGCACGCAGCCUACCCCACGGUCUCCUCCUCUCCGGCUCUCUCACUCUGCCAUUGGUUAGCACGAGACGAGCUCCGGGAUGGCGAUGCCUGGAAAGGGGGGUAAACUCGGAGCGCACGUCUCCCCCGCUGCGCACACACGCACAGUAAAAGUGAAGUGAAGAUGCUUCUUCUCUCUCGAACAACAGUCAAGCCCAUAAGCCAUUCACUUCUUCUUUUCCUACAAGAGCGCAAGGCUGUCCCCUCUGGUUUACGGGACUCGUCCUGCUCGGAGGAGAGAGGAGGCACCAGAGAUCCCGAGCACCGUCACCCCGGUAGCUUAUCCGUGGAGAGCUACGCGUCGGUAUGGGUACGCUGACAAAGGGACGAUACCUCUCCUUAACGGGGGUCCUGCUGCUUGUUUAUUGCACAGUAACCGUGAUCUCCAAAGGUGCCACAGGGGAUGCUCAGCCUGACGCUCUACCCUCAGUGCAGGGCACCCUGCCACACUUCAUUCAGGAGCCAGAGGACGCUUACAUUGUCAAGAGCAACCCCAUUAAGCUGCGCUGUCGAGCUGCACCAGCAUUGCAGAUUUUCUUCAAAUGCAAUGGGGAAUGGGUGCACCAGAAUGAACACUUUUCCCAGGAGUAUAAAGACCUCAACACCGGGCUGAAAGUGCGUGAGGUGAUGAUCAAUGUGUCCCGUCAGCAGGUGGAGGAUUUCCAUGGACCUGAGGACUACUGGUGUCUCUGUGUGGCCUGGAGCCACCUGGGCACCUCAAAGAGUCGCAAGGCUACUGUCCGCAUCGCCUACCUGAGGAAAAACUUUGAGCAGGACCCCCAGGGGAAGGAGGUGCCAAUCAACGGGAUGAUCGUUCUGCACUGUCGUCCCCCAGAGGGAGUGCCUAUGGCGGAGGUGGAAUGGCUAAAAAACGAAGAGCUGCUGAGUUCUCUGACUGAUGACAACAUCGACACCCGUGCGGACCACAACCUCAUCAUCAACGAGGCGCGACUGUCCGACUCGGGCAACUACACCUGUCUGGCCAGCAACAUUGUGGCUAAGAGACGCAGUGCCACUGCCACUGUGAUAGUCUUUGUGAACGGCGGCUGGUCCCUGUGGACAGAGUGGUCGGCUUGUAAUGUGCCAUGUGGGCGGGGUGUCCAGAAGCGAUCACGAACCUGUACUAACCCAGCGCCUCUCAAUGGUGGGGCUUUCUGCGAGGGCAUGUCAGUACAGAAGAUCACCUGCAACGCACUUUGCCCAAUUGAUGGAGGCUGGGAUGAAUGGAGCGAAUGGACUGUAUGCAGCAGCCAGUGUGAGAGGCAGCGGAGUCGAGAAUGCAACUCCCCGGCACCCAGGCACAGAGGCAAGAUGUGUGAAGGGAACAACGAGGACACUGAGAACUGCACAGAUGGACUAUGUACCCAGAAUCGAAAGCUGCUACAUGACGUUAAACCUCAAAGUAUGGACAACUCCAAUGAUGUAGCUCUGUACUCGGGCCUGGGUGCCGGCAUCAUUGCCGUGGCGAUCCUUGUAGUUGCUGUCAUGCUGUACAGAAAGAACCACAGCGAGUACGGCGUGGACGUCAUCGACUCCUCUGCGCUCGCCGGGGGUUUCCAGUCUUUCAAUUUUAAGACCACAAGACAAGGCAACCCGCUACUUCUCAACUCCUCGAUGCAGCCUGACUUAACUGUGGGACGGACAUACAGCACUCCCCUCUGCUUCCAGGACAGUGCAGACAAAGAGCUCUUUGACCCCCUGCCAGACAUAAAGGUCAAAGUUCAGAGCUCCUUUAUGGUUUCACUAGGUGUGGCUGAGCGGGCGGAGUUCCAUGCCAAAGCCCCUGUUGAGACCUUCCCGCGGGACCUGAGCCGGGAUUACUGCAGCACCGCAGACAGACGCAAGAAGGGCCUGCUCACUCUCAACGGGCCCUUUAGCACUGACAAAGAGCAACGUAGGACCACGGGUGUAUUCGGCCACCCAGGAGGACGUCUGGUGGUGCCAAACACUGGGGUCAGCCUGCUGGUGCCUCAUGGAGCUGUAGCUGAAAAUAUGUCCUGGGAUAUGUACAUGGUGAUCAAUCAGGGAGAGGCAAGUGUCCAAACACUGGAAGGCUGUGAAAUCCUUCUGGGCCCAGAGGUGACAUAUGGUCCUCCAGGUCUGGACCUCUUCUGCCCAGUGGCCAUGACCAUCGCUCACUGCGCUGAGGUGGAUGCCGAGAACUGGAACAUCCAGCUCAAGAGGAAAACCCAGGACAGCAAAUGGGAGGAAGUGAUGUCGGUGGAGGAGGAGUCCACUUCCUGUUACUGCCUGAUGGACUCGACGUGCUGCCACCUGCUGCUGGACCAGCCAGGCUCAUACGCCCUGGUUGGCGAGCCGCUGACUCAGGCUGCUGUCAAGAGGCUGAAGUUGGCUGUGUUUGGGAACAUGGAGGCCGGCUCCAUGAGCUACAGCCUGCGGGUGUAUUGUGUGGACGACACGCCACACGCCUUUCAGGGAGUGGUGGCAGCAGAGAAAAGCAGAGGAGGUCAGCUCCUCGAGGAGCCAAAGAUGUUGCCUUUUCGAGCGAACACCUUCAGCCUCCAGGUGUCCAUCCAGGAUGUUCCCCAGUUCCUGUGGAGCAUCAAACCCUUUACCACAUGUCAGGAGUUCUCCUUCCCCCAAGUGUGGUGCAGCAACCAGCAGCCCCUGCACUGUGCCUUCUCUCUGGAGAGAUACAGCCCUGCCACCGCCCAGCUCUCCUGCAAAAUCAGCGUGCGCCAGGUCAAAGGCCACGAGCAGAUUCUGCAGGUCUACACGGCUGUGGCUGAGACUGAAAAGGAGUCAGUUCCAUUUUUUAUGCAGACAGACUGCACCAUCACGUCCCAGACGGGGCCCAAGGCCUUCAAAAUCCCCUUGUCCAUCCGCCAGAGGAUCUGCGCCACCUUCGACACUGCCAACGCCAAGGGCAAGGACUGGCAACUCUUAGCCCAGAAACUCCACUUAGAUCGAAACUUGGGUUAUUUUGCAAAGCAGCAGAGUCCUUCAGCGGUCAUACUGAGCCUGUGGGAGGCUCGCCACCAGGACACUGCUGACCUUGACUCUCUAGCCAGCGCCCUCGAGGAGAUUGGCAAGAUCCACUCCAAAAGCUCCCCCAAGGAUCAGGAUGAGCCAGAGUCUGACUUCAGUCACAUUCAUGCGGGAAAUCUGUGCGGAACAGGUACGCUAACGAAUCAGACGACAGAGGACUCCGCUCCUGAUUAUACAGGCUGAGCAAAAAAAGACAGUGAGUGAAAACUGAUGAACUAAGGCAUAUAUCUGUGUACCUGCACAGCCAGCGAUGGACAACACACUGUGGCGGAGUGCUGAAAGGUCAUCAGGUGGUGUAUGAGUAGGAGGCAUGAGCAGUCAACAUGCUGACCAGUCACAACAGGUGGAAGUGAGCCGGUUACCUGCUGUGAAUCUGUCUUUCAAGAAUCUGUCGAGGAUGGACUGUAAAUCUUUCUUUCCCUCUCCACUUGAUUUUUAAGUUGUUAUUUUUUAUUAUUAUUUUUUUCUUAUUUUAAGUUAAAUCUGCCCCUCUGUAUAUUCAUUUUCUAGCUCAGCAGGUGAGUGUUUGAGGAAAGGGAGAGAAGGGAGGAUGUUUCCUGACGUUUUGUGCCCAUUAUUUUCUGAAAUUGCUCCUUUUUGUCCUCGCGUCUGUCCCUGCCGUCUCCCCUCCUUUUCCCAGUGGUCAGCAUGGCAGCUGAUCAUAUUUGCAUAGAGGUUCUUACAUGCAAAUAAGGUAAUACACCUGAUCUAUUUUCUUUCUUUCUUUUUUUUAAAUUUCCAUGUCAACGAAUGAAUGAGGACUUAGAGGCUACUUUUUUGACGUCCAAUAUUAUAUUUUUAAAAGGAAGCUGCUGAUUGCUUAAAUGUUGUGCUUGUGAUCUUUCAAAGCCAAGUAUCUUGAAAUUCACCUGUUUUCGUCUUUUAAAAAAUUUCAAAAAAUGUAGUCUGUUUGAGGUUUGGCAUUUCUGAUAGACAGUUAGUGUUGUAUGAUCAUUAAUUUCUGCCCCAGUCUAACCUUGAAGGACAGCACGGUGUGAGGGCGACUUCCCAUGUGUGAUACAGAAAAAAAAAAAAAACGUAGAUCUGGUGUAAUAUGGCGUGAGAUUUUCAACUGUGGCAUUACAGCUCAUUACAGUUUCCUCUACCAUGAGAUAGAGUGAGAGGAAGCUGCAAAACAUCAUUUCCUGGCACAGCAGGGAGCGUAUCCCCAUAUCUUAUCAACCCAUUCCCACCAUUAACGCCAGUCACGUAGAGCUCAUAUCAGGCCCUAACACAUUCAACUGCCACCGCCACCACGUCUCCUUCCUCCACACCAGCACACAUGCAGACACAUGUUGACAUUUCAUGGCAGCAGAGGUCACGUGCACAUGUAGGCUGGGGGUUUGCAUAUUGUACAAGAAACAAACAAACAAACAAACAAAAAAUAAUAAUAUUGAUUGUGUCAGUGUCAUAAAUACAACAUGCAGUCACACAUCAUGUUCAAAUCAACACCAAACAUGUCAUAAUGACGGAAUGAUAAAAGACAGGGUGUUCUGGGCAUGUGUGGCUUUAAAUAAAAGAAAUAAAUAUAUGUUGUCAACCAUCGAGGAAAUGGUAAGUGAGUUGGCUCACCUAUUGUACUAGUAGUACAACUGUAUGACCUUCUCUGUUGAAUUGUCAUUAAGGAAAUAAAGAACAUCCAUUAAUUUUUUAACCUUGACACACUCACUGAUUUUGUCAUUGCACUCAGCUGAACAGGCCCAAGCUUUAGCCAGAGUUUCGAGGGCUCUCGUUGUCGUGGAGGUAAGAAUUUGUAUGACUGAACACUGAGUAAAUGUGAAAUGUAUUCAGAAACAACAUCCAGCUUCAGCCUGCAGACAGGUUUUCAUACUGCACGGCAGAUCACAAUGUGUCUCUGCCUUCGAUCAGCCAGAGAGAUGCAUGCUGGGUAAAUUAGGCCACCAAAAUAACACAAAAACAUGUUCUCUCACUUACCCUGUCUAGCCAUGCAAAUUUUGCCUCUUUGAUUUCUUCUCCCCUGGUGGUCACUUGUGAUGCUCUCAGUAUUGAAAAUAUAUCCUUCUUUUUGUCUGUUAUCAGAGCUGCCUACUGCAUACUACAGAUGAACUGUUUGAUUUAUGUUGCAGCAUGCCAGGCCAGGUUUAGCCAUUUUUUGGAAAGCGGAAGUAAACAGUACCGUGGCUACUGGCAAACCACCACUAUUUUGUGUCAUCCUCAUGACGCUCACACAUAAUGCUUUUCUGAUUGGAAGGAACAAGAUUCACCAGUGUUUUCUCACUUUGCUUCUCUGGACAUUAAAGUGAAAUUAAGUUCUCCUGGUAUUUCUGUUGCUUGAGAAGAGAAAUGCUCUCCUCAUUAUUCUUGCUUCAAUCAAACUGGGUGUCUUUUCACAAAACUUGCUGACUGGUGAUCGUUGUGCUUUGUGUGAAGGCUCUUGCUGGUUUGGUUGUGCUGUGAAUAUUUUCCCUGGCAAUAGCUGCAUAAUACAUAUAAAAUAUGCCACAUUUUUUAUGGAAUAACAGAAAAACAGUGAUACAAA
Scatophagus argus is the source of this 5777-nucleotide messenger RNA. It is a transcript of the gene unc5db, whose product is annotated as unc-5 netrin receptor Db. Bases 575 to 3460 code for a protein of 961 amino acids. Gene Ontology annotation, molecular function: netrin receptor activity; protein binding. Lineage: Eukaryota; Metazoa; Chordata; Actinopteri; Scatophagidae. Gene Ontology annotation, cellular component: membrane. The transcript has 18 exons. Gene Ontology annotation, biological process: netrin-activated signaling pathway. The record is from RefSeq and is a predicted model, not a curated record.